Molecule: messenger RNA, 1656 nt
Organism: Talaromyces marneffei
Lineage: Eukaryota; Fungi; Ascomycota; Eurotiomycetes; Eurotiales; Trichocomaceae
Exons: 8
Coding region: 1-1656 (551 amino acids)
Biological process (GO): amino acid transmembrane transport
Cellular component (GO): membrane
Molecular function (GO): amino acid transmembrane transporter activity
Source: RefSeq, a predicted model, not a curated record
AUGACCGAGGAUACGACAAUGGCCAAACCCAAAGAUUUCAACACGAGCCACGAUAAUGCUCUCGACAUGGAGCCUGGAGUUGAAGGGUCUGGAACGAUGGAAGAAAUAUGUCGGGACAUGAAGUCUCGUCACAUUAAUAUGAUUGCAAUUGCAGGAAUGAUUGGAACCGGCCUGUUUUUGAGCUCGGGGUCAGUGAUUGCGACUGCAGGACCGGCGGGUGCAUUUAUCGCUUACAUUAUAAUGGGUAUCGUUACUGUUGGCGUUUCGUAUACUACCGCCGAAAUUACUUCUUUCGUGCCCUCGACAGGAGGAUUCGUUCGCCAUGCGACGAAAUUCGUUGAGCCUGCACUGGGUGCAGCUACUGGUUGGAAUUUUUGGUAUACCAUGGCUAUCUCGGUACCAGCAGAGAUAAGUGCUGCGGCUACAGUUAUCCAAUUCUGGAAUACUUCCAUCAACUCAGCGAUCUGGAUUUCUGUAUUGCUGGUUCUGAUCAUAUUGCUGAAUUUAUGUGGAGUUAGGCUUUAUGGAGAGUCUGAGGUUGUCUUUGCAUCACUCAAAAUUAUGUUGAUCAUCGACCUCAUCAUCGGUGGGCUCGUCAUUGACCUGGGCGGUGCCCCGAAUCAUGACCGUAUAGGUUUCCGAUACUGGAACGAUCCAGGGGCCUUCAACACGACGAUUGAAACAGGCUCAACGGGUCGAUUUUUGGCAAUCUGGAGUGUGCUGGUUUCAGCUGGUUUCAGCUACGGGAAUAUUCAGGUCGUUGCCAUUUCGGGCUCAGAAACACAGAAUUCACGACAGAUCAUUCCUGCAGCCACUAAGAAGACUUUUUUCCGUAUUUUCUUCUUUUAUGUGCUGAGUAUCUUCAUCGUUGGCCUGAUUGUACCUUAUAACGAUAAGCAACUACAAAUCUCGACAGGCACUGCACAACAGUCCCCAUUUGUUAUAGCCUUCCAACGUUCCGGAGUCUCCGUCAUCCCCUCCAUCAUCAACGCUGUCGUCUGCACAUCAGCAUUCAGUAGCGGCUCUGCUUGUAUCUUCAUCGCCUCCAGAACUCUCUACGGCUUAAGCCAGGACGGCCAUGCACCCAAAAUCUUUCAGAGGUGCAACCGUUUCGGCGUUCCUCAUUACGCCGUGGGCUUGACGUGCGUUUUGGUUCCGCUCGUGUAUUUGAAUGUGGGCAGUAAUACCUGUGUCGUUUUUGGGUGGUUUGUUAAUAUUACGACUGUGGCUGGGUUGAUUGGGUGGAUUGUGAUUGAGGUGACGUAUUUGAGGUUUUUUUAUGGACUGAAGAGGCAGGGUAUUUCACAAAAUGAACUUCCUUAUCGUGGUCCGCUACAGCCAUACGCAGCGUGGGCAACUUUACUCAUAGUGUUUCUUAUUGUAUUCUUCUUUGGCUUCAGUGUCUUCGUCAAAGGCCACUUCACGGCCUCCGGAUUCUUGACUUGCUACCUCAACGUUUUCAUCUUCAUAGCUCUAUAUGCUUGCUUCAAACUUUUCAUGAAGUCCAAGGUAAUACCUUUGUCUGCCCUGGACUUCCAGGCCGAGCUUCAGUCUAUCAGGGAAGAAGAACAGUAUCGGUCACAAACAGCGAAGAUCGAGGAUGACAAGUCAUCAACACUUCUUGGAAAGAUUUCUCGGGUCUUGCAUUCUAUAUAG